Messenger RNA from Engraulis encrasicolus (European anchovy), 3448 nucleotides. Its product is annotated as FILIA-N KH-like domain-containing protein. The transcript is spliced from 7 exons. Bases 424 to 1734 code for a protein of 436 amino acids. NCBI's taxonomy places the organism in Eukaryota, Metazoa, Chordata, Actinopteri, Clupeiformes, Engraulidae. The record is from RefSeq and is a predicted model, not a curated record.
AACCCAAGAUCCUUAGAAGUGAUAAAGGUUCCUCAACUUCGUGUUUCCAAAAACUAAGGCUAAUUGAUGGCUAUGUGAGCUGGUUGUGCAAGCAAUGCAACUCCCGCAUCAAGACAAGAGCUGUUUCUGUUUUGGCCGCGAGGAGGAGGACGGAGGAAAUGACGCGCGCGCACAAGCAAUGAUAGCGGACCCUACAUGCGCAGCCUUUAUCAGAUUGGGCAGAGGCUCGCGGGUAGGACGGGAUGCUCCUUUCCUCGCGGUGACUCUAAUCUCCAGCACACAGACAGACGGGAGCUGCCGAGCUAGUGGAGAAACGUGCAUGCGUUACAUGACCUGAGACACCGAACAAGCUCUUCCUCACCCACCAGCACUUUCUCUCGUAGCCCGACACACAACGCACGCACCACUACACAGGUCGCAGCCAUGGACCCAGUAUUGGUGUUGCCAGCGGCAUUUCUCACCUUCCUCGCGGUGGUCCUCGCUGCCGUUAUCUUCUUUACACCCAAGAAAAAAGAAGAACCCAAGAAGAGCCAUGUGGUCGCUUCUAGCCCCGUGGAAAGCUACACACCCUUCAAGCUCUCCGAACCCCUGGAGAUUCCUGCCCUGGUGAACCACCCGAUAUUCGGCACCACGGUCGGUGAGGCUGUAGCAGAAGCCAAGCCCGAGCCCGUUGUUGAAGCUGCACCCGCACCAGAACCCGUAAAGGCUGCACCAGAACCCGAGCCCGUCCCAGAGCCAGAGCCAGUGGUAGUGGCAGCACCAGAGCCCGUUGUUGAGGCAGUUCCAGAACCAGUUGUGGAGGCUGUACAUACAAUAGAAAUAGCAACUGAGUUAUUGGCUGCACCAGAACCCGAGCCCGUCCCAGAGCCAGAGCCAGUGGUAGUGGCAGCACCAGAGCCCGUUGUUGAGGCAGUUCCAGAACCAGUUGUGGAGGCUGUACAUACAAUAGAAAUAGCAACUGAGUUAUUGGCUGCACCAGAACCCGAGCCCGUCCCAGAGCCAGAGCCAGUGGUAGUGGAAGCACCAGAACCAGUUGUUGAGGCCGUUCCAGAACCAGUUGUUGAGGCAGUUCCAGAACCCGUUGUGGAGGCUGUACAUACAAUAGAAAUAGCAACUGAGUUAUUGGCUGCACCAGAACCCGAGCCCGUCCCAGAGCCAGAGCCAGUGGUAGUGGCAGCACCAGAGCCCGUUGUUGAGGCCGUUCCAGAACCAGUUGUUGAGGCCGUUCCAGAACCCGUUGUAGAGGCUGUUCCAGAACCCAUUGUUGAAGCUGUUCCAGAGCCCGUUGUUGAGGCUGUUCCAGAGCCCAUUGUUGAGGCAGUUCCGGAACCAGAACCCGUUGUAGAGGCUGUUCCAGAGCCUGAGCCCGAGCCAGUUAUCGAGCCCGAGCCUGUUGUAGAGGCCGCUCCCGAACCCGAGCAUGUUGAGGAACCAGUGGUGGUGGAGGAACCCGUAUCGGAGGUACACGAGGCAGAACCAGAGCCUGUUGCCGAGGCACCUGAGCACAACGAUGUAGCGGCCGCCCCAGAGGAGGUGCAUGAUGAGGUGCAUGAGGAGGGCCACAAGACCAGCAAGUUCGAGAAUCGCCUGACCAAUGAGGAGCUGGAGGAGGAGCAGAGGGUGCAGCAGGAGCAGUUGGCGGCCAUCUUCCAGCUGCUGAGGGAGAACCAGGAGAUGUUUGGAGAGGUCACCGAGGGAGACGUGGAGGAGCAGCUCAAACUCUACGCACUCUAGACAACUACUCUACACACUGUAGACGUCACUUCUGUUCUCAACUCUACACACAUGUAGACAACAGCUCUACAACUCCACUCCGAUUCUACGCACUCUAGACAACAACUCUACUCCAAGUCUACACAUUCCAAACUUCACCUCUACUCUCAAUUCUACACACUGUAGACAACAGCUCUACUCCAACUCUACGCAUUCUAGACAACAACUCUACUCCAACUCUACACCAGUGUUUCUCAACAGGGGUGCCGGGGAAAGUGGCUGAUAAAUAAAUGAUGUAAUAUAAUACAUAUUUGUCUAAAUUGAUAAAUCAAUGCUAGUCCGUGGAAUCUUUCAUCUGCCAUUUACGCACAAGAAAGUAAAUAUACGUCGCCCCAGUCAGCUGCAACUUCAAACGUAGGUCUUGUGACGUCUCCAAAUGUGUUACUUUUCUAAGCUUGUGUAGUAUCGGGUGCGAUGCCAUGUUACGACUUGUUGGUUUGGGGUGCCUUGAAAUUUUUCAUGAAUUGAAAGGGUGCCUCGCCUAAAAAAAGGUUGAGAAACACUGCUGUAGACAACAGCUCUACAACUCCACUUCGAUUCUACGCACUCUAGACAACAACUCUACACACUAGACUUCACCUCUACUCCAACUUUACACACUCCAGACAACAGCUCUACUCCAGCUCUACGACUCCACUCAGAUUCUACGCACUCCAGACAACAACUCUAUUCCAACUCUACGCAGUCUAGACAACAACUCUACUCCAGCUCUAAACACUUGACAACAACUCUUUCAAACUCUAUUUGAACUCUUGAACCCAGCUCUAUAUGCUCGCUAAUAGCUAUAGUUAAGCUCUGUUCAAAUUCUACACACUUCUACACCCCCACACUACUCAAACUCUAACAAUUCUACUCACCCUAGACCUCAAUCCUUCUCUACUCCACUACUUAAACCAUUCUACUUCUCAACGCUAAAUCAGCUUUAAUUUACAGCAAAAAGAAAGACCAAAAUGCUAGACUCAACACGGUUCACGGGUUCAACUUGAUGCUGUGUAGAACUUCUGUGUAAACUCCACUUUCUAGAUGUUGCCAUCACUUCAUCAUAGUUACAGUAUCUAAUGUUCAUUUUCAAAGCCUUUCCGCUUCCCUCUACAGAUCUCAACUCCUCGAUUCAGAAGAAUUGAAUUCCAUGCUUAUACAUGGUGCAUUUCAGCUCCAUCGCCUUCUUAACUUGUUCAAAUUGAACUUUAUCACCACGACACAGUUUUCAGUUGUGUGUUAUUCAACUGCAUUACCUAUUGAUUUAAUUCUACGCCCUUUUCAACUCAACUCUUCACUUUGAAUUCUAAAGUGUUGAAGUCAAAUAAUUGCGUAAAGUUUACAUCAAAGAAUACACUUGGCUUAAUUCCACUAUACAUACUGUACAUAUUCUGUGUACUACUUCAACUCUACACUGUGUGGAAUGUAUUGAAAUCAGAGGGUUGUACUCGACCGUUUUCUCGUCAUGUGAAAUCUUGUGUCACACUUGUGUCUGGAUUUCCCCCAGCCCAUCAACACAUUUUAUCCUACAUUUGUAAGCAAUUUGCCAAAGCACAAAACUAUACACACAUUUAGGCUUUUUUGGGAUGUGUGUUUUUAUGUAGUGCCCUCACAGACAUGCACUGUGCAAGACGGGUACACACACACACACACACACACACACACACACACACACACACACACACACACACACACA